AUGGUUGGGAUGACGGAGUUAUCAGAAGCUGAGCUGCAAAACCUGUAUACUUGGGUCGACGAGAUACCGCUGUCAAGACCGAAACGAAACAUUGCCCGAGACUUUAGUGAUGGAGUCCUGGCGGCCGAGAUCGUGGCUCACUAUUUUCCAAAAACGGUGGAGACGCAUAAUUACAGCCAAGCAAACGGGUUUGCUCAGAAGAUGUACAAUUGGAAUACGCUUAACUUGAAAGUCUUCAAGAAGCUGCAGUUCAGUGUGACUCGAGAGGAGAUUGAGGCUAUCAGCAACUGCGUACCAGGGGCAAUCGAAAAACUGCUGAAGCAGUUGAAAGUAAAGAUUGCGAAGUACAAACCGGGCAGAAGGCCUUCAUCUUCCGAGGGACCGGCUCCAGGUACGGAAGGAAUGGCCUCACAGUCUGGUCAUCAGCGGAGGGGAGACUCCCUGUCACCAAACAGCAAGGCGCUGAGCUACGGGGGAGCGAACGGGACCGCCACAGAUCCCACUAGGAGGUUCCAAGAUCUGGAAGCCGUUGCGGAGAAGGACGCCAAGAUUUUAGAAUUGCGGGAGACAAACGAGCUUCUCGAUUCGAAAGUGAAAAAGCUCGAGCAAUUGGUUAGGUUAAAGGAGUCAAAGAUCCAGGCGUUGACCGCAAAACUGCAGCAAGCAGGCCUUGCGUAG
Klebsormidium nitens is the source of this 678-nucleotide messenger RNA. The record is from the annotation of a GenBank genome assembly. NCBI's taxonomy places the organism in Eukaryota, Viridiplantae, Streptophyta, Klebsormidiophyceae, Klebsormidiales, Klebsormidiaceae.